Gadus morhua (Atlantic cod) is the source of this 4270-nucleotide messenger RNA. RefSeq names its product zinc finger protein 25-like. Bases 2246 to 4063 code for a protein of 605 amino acids. NCBI's taxonomy places the organism in Eukaryota, Metazoa, Chordata, Actinopteri, Gadiformes, Gadidae. The transcript is spliced from 8 exons. The record is from RefSeq and is a predicted model, not a curated record. Gene Ontology annotation, molecular function: DNA-binding transcription factor activity, RNA polymerase II-specific; RNA polymerase II cis-regulatory region sequence-specific DNA binding. Gene Ontology annotation, biological process: regulation of transcription by RNA polymerase II.
GAGAAAUAUAAGUAGUUAAGUACAAAUAUCCAAAAAAAACUACUUAAGUACAGUAAGGAAGUAUUUCUACUUCGCUACUAUACAACACUGAUUACGAGAUAACCUGAUUUUUUUUUUGUGAUGUGACUGCAAUGCGCCACCGUACUUACUAACCAGCAAUAAAUUAAUUCAUUUAUAUUAAAAUAAUUAUGUUUCUGGAAUUGGCACCCAUUAUUAUCAAUUGUAUUUUCUUCUCUUCUAUUCUUCUGCUUUACCACGUCUCUCGUGCGUCUUCGGGUAGUGUCGGUAAGCUUCGUCAGUGGCGUGUUGCUUUCAAUGUUGCCGCCGUAAAGAAUUAUGGGAUACCACUAUCUCCUUUCGCAAAGGAAGCUCAUGAGGAACCUUUGUGUUAGGAGGGUUAAAGAAAGCAUUGAGCCGGCAUUGAGGCCCCUUCUUCAGCAUUUUUAGAAUUCGAAACACCUUUACUCCAAGCACUUCCGGGUAGUGGUGGCGAGAUGAUGCCUCAUGAAACGUCAAAGCCUCGCAGCCAGGUGAACCAUAAAAGUGGUUCGACCUCGAAGCUUCAAAUGAGUACGCUAGGGACACCUAGUGGUGAAUGAAAUUAUGAUGAAAGAAAGAGUUUCCUGUGGUGAUGUGAUGUUUGCUUCGUACAACAUCACAACGUUUAAGAAUUAAAGUCAUUUCAGUGAUACGUGUGAGUGUGCCGUUCAUAAAUAUCUCCCGAGCUCAUGGUAGAGAACAAAUCAUUUGACAUAGGUUUUAAGUAAUCCCGGGCAAAAUAGAUUGUCUUAUAACUACAGUAGCCUACUAAUAAUUGUAAUAAUAGAACUGCAUGAUGACUGAGAACGAGUGUGAUUAAUUACAUAGCCAUAAAAGUGAUCUUGGAACUGGGUAGGGUCUUCUUUUUGUAAAGUGAACCCAUAUCGCGGAACAGCCCGGGAUGAAGCCUCGAACGUCACACGCUACGUCAUUUCGCCUAUGUGAAUCCUACUCGAUACGGAGCUUCGCUGGGGGAGGAGCCGAGGUACUCGACACACGCCCCGAUCAUGGCCCCGAUGCCUCGACGCAAACCAUAACAUCACUACUUCCGGGUCAUCGCCAUAGGAAAGGGAAGUCUUUUUCGACCGCUCGUAUUUUGUAUUAUAUUGUAGGUUUUUAUCCACAACAAUAUCCAUUUGUUAAUAAACAUGUCACCGUGCGGCCUAACUGUGGAAGAACAGCUUUCGUCCAUAAUGGAUGUACUUGCGAAAGGUGCUGUAUCUGAGAUUAGCCAACUGUUCUUGGAAGGCUCGGCUACGAUUCGCUUGCAAUUAACUCGGAGCAUGAAAGAAAACCAAGCACUGAGGAGGAGGAUGAAGGUGAUGAGGAGUGAGCUGUUUUCUUUGCGGAUUCAAACGAGAUCAAAUGCAUCGUGUGCGGCGAGUCGUUUUACCCUGGCUCGAGCCAACAUCUGCAAACCACAGACUAAACCGCAGGGAGAUGAACAGUCCGAUGACUUUGGAGACCGCAGCACACAGCGCGACACCACCUCAGAGAGUCUUUACGCCCCUGGCUCCUCCAACAUGUCCAGUCACAGCGAGCAGCUGAGGAUCCUGAGCGUCCACGGAAAAGGGGAGGGCCCACUGGCGCUGGACGGCCAUGACACACUCUUCACCGUGUCCAAACGGGAGGCCUUGAACUCACUGUCUGCAGACCACAGCGUGGUCAAGAGCCUGGAGCGCGGCGAGCAGCUGGUCCACCGUGAGGAGCUGACUGUGCAGCAACAGACCCCAGACACCAUUUUAAUCAAGGAUGAAGAGGUUAUUGGUGGAGGCAUGCCCGCUGUAGAAUACUGCGAUGACUUUGGAGACUGCAGCACACAACACGGCGCCACCUUGGAUCAUCUGCAUGUGGACGCUCCUGGCUCCUCCCACAUGUCAAGUCACAACAGGGAGCUGCGGAUCCUGAGCGUCUAUGGAAAUGGGGAGGGCCCACUGACGGGGGAUGGCCAUGACAACCCCUUCACCGCGUUCAAACCGGAGGCUCUGAGCUCGCUGCCCGCGGUACACAGCGUGGUAAAGAGCCUGGAGCGCGGUGAGCAGCUGGUCCACCGCGAGGAGCUGACUGGGCAGGUUGGAAAUCAUCUUCUCAUUCACCAUCCAGAAGAGAGGCUUCCUCUGCUACAACUCCAGCACACACCCAUAGAAAGCACACACCUUUAUGAUGCAACGUGUCGUUAGCGGGGAUUGACAACUAUUUUGUGCUAAUGAAAGAAUAUGUCUUGUGUGUGUUUCCUUCUUUCUGUGGAAAGCAGCAGACCCCAGACACCAUUUUAAUCAAGGAUGAAGAGGAUAUUGGUGGAGGCUUGCCCGCUGUAGAAGACUGCGAUGACUUUGGAGACUGCAGCACACAACACGGCGCCACCUUGGAUAGUCUGCAUGUGGACGCCCCUGGCUCCUCCCACCUGUCCAGUAACGGCGAGGAGCUGCGGAUCCUGAGUGUCCACGGAAAAGGGGAGUACCCACUGGCGGUGGACGGCCAUGACAACCUCCUCACAGUGUUCAAACUGGAGACUCUGAGCUCGCUGUCUGCGGAACAUAGCGGGGCAAAGAGCCUGGAGCGCGGGGAGCAGCUGGUCCACCGUGAGGUGCUGACUGGGCAUCAGGGCGGCGAACAUUGCGAUGACUUUGGAGACCGCAGCACACAGCGCGGCGCCCCCUCAGAUGGUCUGCAUGUGGACGCCCCUGGCUCCUCCCACCUGUCCAGUCACAACGAGGAGCUGAGGAUCCUGAGCGUCCACGGAAAAGGGGGGGGCCCACUGGCGCUGCACGGCCAUGACACCCUCUUCACUGCGUCCAAACCAGAGGCUCUGAGCUCGCUGUCCACGGAACACGGCGUGGUCAAGAGCCUGGAGCGCGGCGAGCAGCUGGUCCGCCGCGAGGAGCUGACUGGGCAGCAGACCCCAGACACCAUUUUAACCAAGGAUGAAGAGGAUAUUGGUGGAGGCAUGCCCGCUGUAGAAGACUGCGAUGACUUUGGAGACUGCAGCACACAGUGCGGCGCCCCCUCAGAUGGUCUGCAUGUGGACGCCCCUGGCUCCUCCCACCUGUCCAGUAACGGCGAGGAGCUGCGGAUCCUGAGUGUCCACGGAAAAGGGGAGUACCCACUGGCGGUGGACGGCCAUGACAACCACUUCGCCGUGUUCAAACUGGAGACUCUGAGCUCGCUGUCUGCGGAACACAGCGGGGCAAAGAGCCUGGAGCGCGGCGAGCAGCUGGUCCACCGUGAGGAGCUGACUGGGCAUCGGGGCCGCGGCAAGGACCGGCCCGCUGUGUUGUCUGGCGAGUGUUUUCCCGACAAAACCAAUAUGGUCAUCCACAGGCGUACCCACACCGGCGAGAAGCCGUACGGGUGCGACCAGUGCACGAAGCGCUUCAAACUGAAGAACAGCCUGAAGAGCCACAUUAAGAGGACUCACUCCGGGGAGAAGCCCUACACUUGUGAUCAAUGCGUGAAGUCCUACUAUAGGAGCUCUCACCUGAAUAGGCACAUGAAGACUCACUCCAGGGAGAACCCCUACAGGUGCAAGCAAUGCGUGAAGCGAUUCAUGAGGAGUUCCAACCUGAAGGUCCACAUGAGGACUCACUCCGAGGAGAAGCCCUACAGGUGUGACCAAUGCAUGAAGUGCUUCAUUUCGAGCUCUCACCUGAAGAUCCACAUGAGAACUCACUCCGGGGAGAAGCCCUACAGGUGUAACCAAUGCGUGAAGCGCUUCAGUACGAGUUCCAACCUGACGGUCCACAUGAGGACUCACUCCGGGGAGAAGCCCUACAGGUGUAACCAAUGCGUGAAGCGCUUCAGUCAGGGCUCCGCCCUGAAGAGACACAUGAGGACUCACUCCGGGGAGAAGCCCUACAGGUGUAACCAAUGCGUGAAGCGCUUCAUUUCGAGCUCUCACCUGAAGAGGCACAUGAGGACUCACUCCGGGGAGAAGCCCUACAGGUGUAACCAAUGCGUGAAGCGCUUCAGUCGGAGCUCCGCCCUGAAUAGACACGUGAGGACUCACUCCGGGGAGAAGCCCUGAAGGUGCAACACCAGCCUCAGUGGUUUCCAACUUUUCGUUCGUUUCGUUUACUCUUUUAUUGUUGUAAAUAAUUGAUUUCUGUGUGAAGGUGAGGGGUAUUGACCAACGUGGAGAUUUUAGGAUUGGCCAGAGGAGCGACCAAGUUGAAUUGCAAUACACUGUGGGUGAAGUGGACUUGGCUGCAAGACAAUUAACGGAAUCUACAAC